Molecule: messenger RNA, 8335 nt
Organism: Tachysurus fulvidraco (yellow catfish)
Lineage: Eukaryota; Metazoa; Chordata; Actinopteri; Siluriformes; Bagridae
Product: acetyl-CoA carboxylase 2
Exons: 53
Coding region: 754-7212 (2152 amino acids)
Biological process (GO): fatty acid biosynthetic process
Molecular function (GO): acetyl-CoA carboxylase activity; metal ion binding; ATP binding
Source: RefSeq, a predicted model, not a curated record
GUAAGGGUAAGUGAAUUGGGACGCGGCCAUGUAGCUGUAGUUCCUCACAGGAUGCAGGGUGUUUAAACUGUCUGUUUUCUCUCCUGUAGUAAAACGCUGAGUUUCUCCUCUUCACGCAGAGCAGCAGGUUACAGAGAUGUUUAAUGAAUCCUCCUGAUCCUGAUAUUUCCAACACUACAAAGCUGAAGUUCUCUCCAUCUGAACACUCUGGGUUUUUACUUUAAUGCCUUGUUUUUUUUAUUUUUUUUCCUUCUGGAAUAUAAAAGCUGCUUAAUGCUUCAUCAGAUCUGCACAGAUGGAUCACAGGUCUCAGUCUCCCUUGUGUGAGAAUAAAGACAAACCUCCAUCUGUUACCCACAAUCCAUCUGACCAAGUGUCCAGCCAAUCAGAUCACAUGGAAACUCCAUCCACUUCCUGUGAGUUGUUCAGGCCCAGUUUCAGGCCUGUUGAAGAAGCUCGGGAGAAGCUGAAGUUCAUUCUGGGUGCAUCAGAAGACAACUCGUCUGACGAUGAAGCUUCAGCUUCGGCCAAAUCCCAAAUCAGAAAAGAGCUUGACGCCGUACAGAAGACACACCCUCGCACGGGCAUGACCCAAUCCACAAGCAUGAGGCCGAGCAUGUCUGGUCUUAACCUGAUGAAGAAAGGUCGAGAGCAGAGAAGGAUGGACGUACCUCGAGAUUUCACUGUGGCCUCUCCGGCCGAGUUCGUCAAGCGAUUCGGAGGAACCCGUUUAAUAGAAAAGAGUACAUUAAAAUGGCAGAUCAUUACGUGCCUGUUCCUGGUGGGACGAACAACAACAACUACGCUAAUGUGGAGAUGAUCGUGGACAUCGCAAAGAGAAUUCCAGUGCAGGCGGUGUGGGCCGGUUGGGGUCACGCAUCAGAAAACCCCAAGCUGCCGGAGCUGCUCCAUAAAGCAGGGAUUUCAUUUUUAGGGCCGUCCAGUAAAGCCAUGUGGGCUCUGGGAGAUAAAGUGGCUUCUUCUAUUGUAGCUCAGACUGCAGGAAUCCCCACUUUACCCUGGUCUGGGUCUGGUCUGAAGGUAUUGUGGGGAGAUGAAGAACAGAAACUGGGUCAUGUGAUCAGUGUCCCACCUGAGCUCUAUGCCAAAGGCUGUGUUAGAGAUGUGGAUGAAGGUCUUGCUGGUGCAGAGGAAAUCGGCUAUCCUGUAGUGAUCAAGGCAUCAGAAGGCGGAGGAGGGAAAGGAAUCAGGAAAGUGGACAACACUGAAGAUUUCCCCAGCUUUUUCAGACAGGUCCAGGUGGAGGUGCCCGGCUCACCCAUCUUCAUCAUGCAGCUGGCUCAGCAUGCACGUCACCAGGAGGUGCAGAUCCUGGCAGACGAGUACGGAAACGCCAUCUCUCUGUUCGGUAGGGACUGCUCCAUCCAGCGGCGCCACCAGAAGAUCAUCGAGGAGGCUCCAGCCACCAUCGCCUCACCCGCCACCUUCCAGCAGAUGGAGAGGUAUGCAGUGCGUAUGGCUAAGAUGGUGGGCUAUGUGAGUGCGGGGACUGUAGAGUACCUGCUUUCAGAGGACGGCAGUUUCCACUUCCUGGAGUUGAACCCCAGACUGCAGGUGGAGCAUCCAUGCACAGAAAUGAUAGCAGAUGUUAAUCUUCCAGCUGCACAGCUACAGAUAGCGAUGGGAAUCCCUCUGCACAGGAUUAAGGAUAUCCGUGUGCUGUAUGGUGAAACUCCAUGGGAUGACACCACCAUUAAUUUUGAGGAUCUGGAGUCUGUCCCCUGUCCUCGAGGCCACGUCAUCGCCGCUCGCAUCACCAGUGAGAACCCGGACGAGGGCUUUAAGCCGAGCUCGGGCACGGUGCAGGAGCUGAAUUUCCGCAGCAGUAAGAACGUGUGGGGUUACUUCAGCGUGGGGGCCACAGGGGGGCUGCACGAGUUUGCUGACUCGCAGUUCGGACACUGUUUCUCCUGGGGAGAAAACCGAGAGGAAGCCAUCUCUAACAUGGUGGUGGCCAUGAAGGAGUUGUCUAUCCGAGGAGAUUUCAGGACCACAGUGGAGUAUCUGAUAAAGCUGCUGGAGACCGAGUGCUUCAGGAACAAUGACAUCGACACAGGAUGGCUGGACCACCUGAUCGCUGAGAAAGUGCAGGCGGAGAGGCCAGACACCAUGCUGGGGGUGGUGUGUGGAGCUCUACAUGUAGCUGAUGCCAGUUUCAGGAAAAGCAUGUCUGACUUUCUACACUCUCUCGAGAGAGGUCAGGUGUUACCUGCUGCUAGUCUGGUGAACACUGUGGAGGUGGAUCUGAUCUAUGAGGGAAUCAAAUACUGCUUGAAGGUGGCCCGUCAGUCUCCCACCACCUACGUGAUUAUAAUGAACGACUCGGACAUAGAGAUUGAUGUCCACAGGCUGAGUGAUGGUGGCCUGCUCCUGUCCUACAGUGGCAGCAGCUACACCACCUACAUGAAGGAGGAAGUUGACAGAUACCGGAUCACGGUGGGCAAUAAGACGUGUGUGUUUGAGAAGAAGCGAGACCCCACGGUGCUGCGUUCCCCCUCCGCUGGUAAACUGCUGCAGUACCUUGUGGAGGACGGAGGACACGUCACUGCAGGAUAUCCGUACGCUGAAAUCGAGGUGAUGAAGAUGGUGAUGACACUGACGGUGCAGGAAUCAGGCUGUGUUCACUUUGUAAAGAGACCCGGAGCCGUGUUAGAGCCCGGCUGUGUAGUGGCUCAUAUCGACCUGGACGACCCGAGCAUUAUUCAGCCUGUGCAGCUGAACACUCAGCCGUUACCUGCACAGGAGCCGCUGCCCACAGUGGGGGAGAAACUGCACCAGGUCUUCCAUAGCGUGCUGGAGAACCUGAUGAAGGUCAUGGAUGGAUACUGUCUCUCUGAGCCCUAUUUCAGUAACAGGCUGAAUAAGUGGGUGGACUCUCUGAUGCGGACUCUACGUGACCCUUCACUGCCACUGCUGGAGCUGCAGGACAUCAUGACCAGCGUCUCGGGUCGUAUCCCUGUCACGGUGGAGAAAGUCAUCCGCAAGAUUAUGGCCCAGUACGCCAGCAACAUCACCUCUGUUCUCUGUCAGUUCCCCAGCCAGAGGAUUGCGAAUAUCCUGGACAGUCACGCAGCCAUGCUACAGAAGAAAGCAGACCGUGAGGUUUUCUUCAUGAACACUCAGAGCAUGGUGCAGCUCGUGCAGAGGUAUCGCAGUGGUAUUCGAGGCUAUAUGAAGGCUGUAGUUUUAGACCUGCUGCGCCGUUACCUGCAGGUGGAGAUGCAGUUCCAACAGGGCACGUAUGAUAAGUGUGUGAUAAACCUGCGAGAGCAGUACAAGCCUGAUAUGACUCCUGUGCUCGAACACAUCUUCUCCCAUGCUCAGGUCUCCAAGAAGAACAUCCUGGUCUCCAUGCUCAUAGAUCAGCUUUGUAGCCGGGACCCGGCACUGACAGAUGACGUGGUGGUGAUCCUGAAUGAGUUCACACAGCUCAGUAAGAUGGAGAACUCAAAGGUUUCCCUGUGUUCCAGACAGGCUUUAAUCGCAUCCCAUUUGCCCUCCUAUGAAGUGAGACACAACCAGGUGGAGUCCAUCUUCCUGUCUGCUAUAGACAUGUAUGGCCACCAGUUCUGCCCCGAGAACCUCAAGAAACUCAUCCUGUCUGAGACGUCAAUCUUUGAUGUUUUGCCCAGUUUCUUCUACCACGUUAACCGUGUGGUGUGUAUGGCUGCUUUAGAGGUGUAUGUGAGGAGGGGUUAUAUAGCCUAUGAGCUGAACAGUCUGCAGCAUCACCAGUUGAAUGAUGGCACGUGUGCUGUGCACUUUCAGUUCAUGCUCCCUUCAUCUCACCCCAACAGAGGGAGCAGUCCCACGCUGAACAGGUUGCCGAUGAGCGGGUCAGGGCAGUUUGAUUCAAUGAAGCGUCAGGGCAGUGAGCUCUUCCUGGAGGGGGCGCUGUCUCCUCCCUGUCAGAGGAUGGGAGCAAUGGUGGCAUUCCAGUGCUUUGAUGACUUCAAAAGGUGCUUUGAUGAAGUCAUUUCCUGCUUUGCUGACCCACUGAGUGAGAACACACUGUUCUCUGAGAUUGUUUAUGAUGAAGACUGCAUUAAAAACAUGAGGGAGAAUCCCAUCCACAUCAUUAACGUCUCCAUCAAAUCAGCUGACACUGAGGAUGAUGACGCUUUAGUUACAGCGUUCACCGAAUUCACUCAGUCCAAAAAAGAUGUGCUGUAUGAAUAUGGGAUCAGGAGAGUCACCUUCCUGGUGGCACAGAAAAGGGAAUUUCCUAAAUUCUUCACAUUUCGAGCCAGAGAUGAGUUCCAGGAGGAUCGGAUCUACCGGAACCUGGAGCCAGCCCUGGCCUUCCAGCUGGAGCUGAACCGCAUGAGGAACUUUGCCCUGAUGGCCGUGCCUUGCGCUAACCACAAGAUGCACCUGUACCUGGGUGCUGCCCGUGUUGAGGAGGGCACUGAGGUCACUGACUACCGCUUCUUUGUUAGAGCCAUCAUCCGCCACUCCGACCUCAUCACCAAGGAAGCAUCUUUUGAGUAUCUUCAGAAUGAAGGCGAGCGUUUGCUCCUGGAGGCGAUGGAUGAGCUGGAGGUGGCCUUCAGCAACACGUACACGCGCACCGACUGCAACCACAUCUUCCUCAACUUUGUCCCCACAGUCAUUAUGGACCCCAUUAAGAUCGAGGAGUCUGUGCGCUCCAUGGUGAUGCGUUACGGGCGGCGUCUGUGGAAGCUCCGAGUGCUGCAGGCUGAGCUCAAGAUCAACAUCCGGCUCACACCUAACAGCAACACCAUCCCCAUCCGCCUGUUCCUCACCAACGAAAACGGCUAUUACCUCGACAUCAGCCUGUACGCGGAGGUCACAGACACAGCAUCGGGCCAGAUCAUGCUCAAGUCAUACACAGAUAAGCACGGACCCCUGCACGGCAUGCUCAUUAACACUCCAUAUGUCACUAAAGACCUGCUGCAGGCCAAACGCUUCCAGGCCCAGAGUCUCGGCACCACAUACGUCUACGACUUCCCUGAAAUGUUCCGCCAGGCUCUCUUUAAGCUUUGGGGUCCUGGAAAUAAUUUCCCUAAAGAUGUUUUGCUGUGUCACGAGCUGGUGCUGGAUCCUCAGGGACGACUCGUUCAGAUUAACCGGCUCCCUGGUGACAACGAGGUGGGCAUGGUGGCAUUCCGCAUGAAGAUGAGGACCCCCGAGUACCCUGAGGGGCGUGAGAUCAUCGUGAUCUGUAAUGACAUCACAUACCUGAUCGGCUCAUUUGGGCCUCAGGAAGACCUGCUGUUCCUGCGGGCGUCAGAACUGGCGCGAGCCGAGGGGAUUCCACGUAUUUACAUUGCUGCUAACAGCGGGGCUCGAAUUGGCCUCGCAGAAGAGAUCAAGCACAUGUUCCAGGUGGCCUGGCUCGACCCUGCCGACCCCUACAAGGGUUUUAAGUAUUUAUAUUUAACACCUCAGGAUUACACUCGCAUUAGCUCAACUAACUCCAUCCAUUGCCGCCAUGUGGAGGAGGGCGGAGAGUCCAGGUACAUCAUCACUGACAUCAUUGGGAAGGAAGAUGGGCUUGGUGUAGAGAACCUCAGAGGUUCAGGGAUGAUUGCAGGAGAGUCAUCACAGGCGUAUGAGGAGAUCAUCACUAUCAGUAUGGUGACAUGUCGGGCGAUAGGCAUUGGAGCGUACCUGGUCCGACUGGGACAGAGGGUGAUCCAAGUGGAAAACUCCCACAUCAUUCUGACUGGAGCAGGAGCGCUAAACAAGGUUCUUGGUCGUGAGGUUUACACCUCCAACAACCAGCUGGGUGGCGUGCAGAUCAUGCACAACAACGGAGUCACACACACCACGGUCCCGGACGACUUUGAGGGUGUUUUCACCAUCCUGCAGUGGCUCUCCUACAUGCCAAAGAAUAAGCACAGUCUUGCACCUCUGAUGCCCCCGACUGAUCCAGUGGACAGAGAGAUUGAAUUCAUCCCUUCCAAAGCUCCCUACGACCCUCGCUGGAUGCUCGCUGGACGUCCCCAUCCCAGCGUGAGGGGGUCAUGGCAGAGUGGGUUUUUUGACCAUGGCACUUUCAGUGAGGUGAUGUCCACCUGGGCACAAACUGUGGUGGUGGGCAGGGCCAGGCUGGGAGGGAUUCCGCUUGGGGUCAUCGCUGUGGAAACACGGACCGUUGAGGUCACUAUCCCAGCAGAUCCAGCCAACCUGGACUCUGAGGCCAGGAUUGUGCAGCAGGCAGGGCAGGUGUGGUUCCCAGACUCAGCCUAUAAAACUGCUCAGGCCAUGAAAGACUUUAACAGAGAGAAACUUCCACUCAUGGUGUUCGCCAACUGGAGAGGCUUCUCUGGUGGCAUGAAAGACAUGUAUGACCAGGUGUUAAAGUUUGGUGCAUACAUUGUGGAUGCCCUGAGGGAGUUCCAUCAGCCCGUGUUAGUCUACAUCCCCCCACAUGCUGAGCUGAGAGGAGGCUCAUGGGUAGUGAUCGACCCCACCAUCAACCCACAGUACAUGGAGCUCUAUGCUGACAGGGAGUGCAGGGGAGGUGUGUUGGAGCCAGAGGGUACAGUGGAGAUUAAGUUCAGAAGGAAGGAUCUGCUGAAGACCAUGAUGAGGCUCGACUCCGAGUACUCCAGACUGGCUCAGAAGCUCAGUUCUGCAGAUUUGUUAGAGAAGGAGCGUAGUAAUUUGGAGGCUGAGCUCAGAGGCAGAGAGGAGUUUCUGCUGCCCAUCUACCACCAGGUGGCCGUGCAGUUCGUCGACCUCCAUGACACACCCGGGAGGAUGCAGGAGAAAGGAGUCAUCACGGAUAUCUUGGACUGGAAGAAUGCUCGGUCAUUUUUUUACUGGCGUCUGCGGCGCCUCCUGCUGGAGGAGAAGGUGAAGCGUGAAAUUGUGCAGGCAAACAGAGACCUGGGAAACGGCCAUAUAAAGUCCAUGUUGCGCCGCUGGUUCAUCGAGACUGAGGGAACUGUCAAAGCUUACCUGUGGGACAAUAAUAAGGCAGUGGUGGAGUGGCUGGAGAAACAUCUGUCACAGCAGGAGGGGAUGCAGUCAGCCAUCAGAGAAAACAUUAAAUACCUGAAGAGAGACUAUGCCAUCAAACACAUCCGCAGUCUCAUGGAGGCGAAUCCAGACGUAGCGAUGGAUUGCAUCAUCCACAUGGCACAGAACAUCACUCCAUCUCAGAGAGCCGAAGUUUCCCACCUGCUGGCCACCAUGGAGAACUCGACCAACACCAGCUAACACUGUAACACGCAUUAACACACCGUUCAGCUUAAAGCCAGUUUCAGAGGGCAUUUGUUAGCGUCAGUGGGCAUUCGGGCAUUGUGCCUGUGCUUAUUUAGGUAAGAAGAAGGUAAGAAAUUAAAAGAUUGGUGAACAAGGUGUUUAUAUUGUUGCGUCUGUAAGGAACAGAGAGAUUCCAAACAACACACGCGCGCACACACACAAUGGGCAAAGCCACAUGAGCACACACAGUGAGCACAUAUUGGGCAUCGUUAAUAUUGUGGAAUAUGUUCUUUUUGUUUAUUUCUGUAAUAUAUUUAUAUUCAAAGGUUUUCCUACACCAGUGUUGCCUUAAAAUGAGCACACAUCACCUAGCACCUCCACUUCUUUCCAUAAGCUUUGUUUCCCUGUCACAGCGUCCACACUGUAAUUAUCAUUAUUACUAUUUCAGUAUAAAACUAUUUCAGUAUAAAACCUUUAAACCUGGCGUGACACACACUUAAUGUCUGCAGAGUCUCGGCAUUACAGUCGGUAUUAACGCAUAAAACCUUAACAGAAUUAAAGUUAAACUCUGCAGUGCUUCUGGGUUCAAAACCUGUGUUUUUCACCCCUAGUGGGAAUAAAUGUACCAGGCUUUAAGCUGAAAGAUUACAUACGCACAAUUCUAUCCAAACAUGUUGUUCAUUCAGGGAAAGUGUGCUGCCAGGCCAAAGAAACACACUGCUGUAUAUCUAGUUUUUACUGUUAGUAGCAGUAUAACAAAGAGAACCUCUGAACCUGUGUGAACCAUUUAUGGGUUUUAAAUGUGUAUAUAUUUGUGCACCAGCUAAGGUUUAAAUCAUUUUAUAAAGAAAACUCUAUGUAUUUUGAAAAGAAACCUGUCAGUAUAUAACUUUUAGCUCAUUUCACUGAAAAACAAACUUGUAGCUGCUUGAUAAAGUGUAGAAGGGAGAUUUGAGUGUCAUAUGUCACGCGCUUAGCGUUUACACUGAGAACAGUGCUGUUGUUGAAGAUAUGCUUUAUUAUACAGUCUGGAUUGGGAGAGAAAACACUAGUGAUUUUAAAAAAAGUGCCUGAAUUUUUAAAACGAUGAAUGCCAUAUGAAGUAUUCCUCAAAUAAAAUGGCCUAAACGUUCCCACA